AUACUUAUGUGAAAGCUGUUCAGAAAUGAGGUAAAAGUGAAAGUAGAAAUUUGAAAUGUCUUGAAUCAAUGAAUGUCUCGUGACUGAUAAUCAUUAGAUGUUAUGGACGCUGACGGGCUUCCUUUGGUGGGGUCCGGGGUGGACUAUACUAAGGUUGAGGCUAUUCAGCAGAAGAGAACCAUUGCCUUUAUUAAUCAUUUUAUCACUCACACGGCAAGCUUCCUUAACCGAUUCUCAUGUGUUUGUGAAGAGAAAUUAGAACAUCUGUCCAACAGAAUACAAAAUCUGGAAAUUACUUUAAGCCUACUGGAGACAAAGCUGUCUUCCAUUCCUGGGCUUGACAGUGUGACUGCGCCAACAGUUGCCUCAGAAACUCCAGCCUCCACCUCAGCACCAGGUGCCCCACCAGCCCCAGCUGCACCACUUGCCCAGGGGGCUCCACCUCCACCCCCGACCCAGGAUGAUGGUCCUCCUCCCCCACCUCCAGAGGAAGAAACACCCUCCAAUCCUGUUUCCAAAGACCCCAGAUAUGCCAAAUUCUUCAAAAUGUUACAAGUGGGUGUACCAGCACCAGCAGUGAAAAACAAAAUGAAAGCUGAGGGACUAGACGAUUCUUUGCUGGACACUCCUGAUGCCCCAGCCCCUCCAGAACAAAAGAAAGCAGACAGUGACAGUGAUGAGUUUGGGGACAGUGAUGAUGACAGCAUGAGUGAUUAAGGCAGAUAAUUAUACCACUUAUCUAGGGAUGACAGACCAAUUAUUAUCUCAAACUUCAAAAGGGACAGGGUAAAAAGACUCAUGUCCCUUUGAUCAUGUCACUUUUGAGUAAUACUGAACAGAUUGAAUGAAUACCAUCAGUUGAAUUAGUAACAAAUUAGACUUUAUUUUGAGAUGGCAUUUUAUAUAAUUAUUCUGCAGGUUGGUUUUGGAAAUUACAUGCCAUGUGGUUUUCAUUAUUUGUAAAAGUGAAAGUUUGUUUUACAUGCAUAUAUACAGUACUUGUUAUGUGUGUUGUUGAUAAAGAAUCUUCUAUUUGUUUUAUAAA
Molecule: messenger RNA, 1045 nt
Organism: Ostrea edulis (European flat oyster)
Lineage: Eukaryota; Metazoa; Mollusca; Bivalvia; Ostreida; Ostreidae
Product: WASH complex subunit 3-like
Exons: 6
Coding region: 103-717 (204 amino acids)
Biological process (GO): actin filament polymerization; exocytosis
Cellular component (GO): WASH complex
Source: RefSeq, a predicted model, not a curated record